UAGGUGAGAAGUGCUCGGCCCGCUUUAUCUGAGCGGUUUGUCAAGGCAGCGGCAGAUGCGCCGUCCAGCCUGGUUUAAGUCUGUUAAGUAAGAAGCCACUAGUCCAAUUAACGGAGGGGAGGCGGGGAUCCACACAUGCGGGCCGCCAGACCACCUCGCUGCCGCCCGGCUCGACGAUGGAUGUGAGCGCCGCUCCGGUGCACGGCGACGACGCGACACGACAGCCCGCCAUCAGCGAACGAGUCGGCCCAAACGCGACGCGGCGUCGCCAGUGAGAUGCCCGGGUAUUUCGGGCGGCCGUAGACGCGACCUGGGCUCCGACAGUAAGCCUCCAUAAGCUCCCGGCGAGCCGCUGCCACAGGCCCUCGGCGCGCGCGUCACCUGGCGACGCGGCGGAGUUUCCUCGGACUGCUCGCGGAGGUCGGUCGUUAACAUGGAAACGUUCGCCGAUGUGCUGCUCGUCACCGCAAACGUCGGCUCACUGUUCGACAAUCUGGGUGAAAUUCAAAGUGAAUGGUUACAAGAACUGUAUAAGACUAUCCACAGCCACAAGCCACAGUUCAUCGCCCUGCACUUCCAGGAGGUGGGGGGGAAGGACUACAUGGUUAACAUGGGCCAUGCAGAAAACUUCUUCUGGAGCAUUGAGUCCAAUGAGGAAAUGAAAGACUAUGACAGGGUCUGCAUCUAUGUGGACAACCAGUUCCAAGCGGAAGACGGCUUCACGGCUCUGGGGAGCAUGUACUUCAUCCACAAGACACUGAAAAACAUCUAUCAAUAUGACUUUAAUGUUAAGGAUUUUAAAGCAGUGUCAGGGCAGAACAAGUACGUGGGCCCUCUGGAUAGGGUCGCCUCAGUGGAGAAAGAAAAAUUCCCAAAGAAUUUCUGGCCAGAUUUCAAGUGGUCCAGAAAGGGCUUCAUGAGGACCCGCUGGAUCAUACACAACCAAGGUCUGGACCUGGUCAAUGUCCACCUGUUCCAUGAUGCCUCCAACCUCACUGCCUGUGAAUCCAGUCCUUCCGUUUACUCAGCCAACCGCAAAAACGCCCUCAGAUAUGUCAUCAACAGGAUAUCAGACAGCCGCUACACUCCGCUGCCUUUCUUCCUGUUUGGAGAUUUCAACUUCCGUCUGGACACACUUAGUCUGGUCCAGCAACUCUCCACCACGGCAGAUGUGCAGACAGUGAAGAAGGACAGCAGUAACGAAGUGGAGAAAAUCAUCUGCGAAGAAAAAGACAACGACCAUCAGGUGCUGCUCCAAAUUGAGGAGAAGCUGUUUGCCUACCUGCACCAGGCGUAUUUCAGGGAGGACAACGUCCCAUCACUUUUGAAAUAUGACAAAGAAGUCGCAGCCUUUCAUGAUGUUAUUAGGGAGGAGGACAUCACGUUUCCACCCAGCUACCCCUACAGUGAAGAGUACACUAAACCGACCCAGUACAUGAACACUCGCUGUCCCGCCUGGUGCGAUCGUAUCCUCAUGUCACACACUGCCCAAGAAUUCAUCCGCAGGAGAGAGGACGGUGAGAGGGGCGUUGUUUACAACACCGUGGGCCCUAAUGUCUGUAUGGGAGACCAUAAGCCCGUUUUCUUGUUCUUCUCACUGAAGACAGAUGACCAUUGACUCGACUUGGACUCUUCUCAAUGCGCGCGCGUGUGUGCAUGUGUGCGCGCGUGCAUGUCUGCUGCAGGUCCCAUCCUCGGAGCUCCGCCACAGUAUCAGUACCAGAGGGUAAUCAGCAUGACGGUUACCCACACAUCAGCCAGCGGCAGGGCUGGACUCAGUUAGCUUCCGCCGUCAACAUCCCAUCCUCACGUCACUGGUUUCUCAAAUCUGCUCUCACCGCCAUGUACCGUCGUCCACAGCUUUAGUGACCUGAGCACAUAUUUUUCUGCAGCUGUCAUGAAUUUCUGAGGGAGUUUUCCAGAUGCUUCUCACUCUCAGUGAAGUCCCCUGAGCUGAGAGCCCAGUGACACUGAGGUUGUUCCUACAAUUCCUGCUGUGUUUUGCUGAAUGAGAGCAAACAAUGAUGUAAAGACUCAAGUGUGUGAAACUGGACCAGGCCCUUUACAUGGAUGUGUACAUGCAUAUGCAAAACUUUCUAACAUUUUUCAUUAGAGUGAUUUUAGUUGUUGCAUUUUUGAAAACAUGCCUUUUGGUUUUUCGGUUUUUUGUUGUUUUUUUUUUACAGGCAGUGUCAGACAAACCCCAGCCAUUGCAUCACAAAUUUACUCAUUCUCAUUGUCCCUAAACAAUUGAUUAAAUGCCUCCUGUUAGUCAGGCCGUGAUGUAGCAACUGAACGGGACAGCUUCCAAUCAGUACGUUUUAAAUUAGCAGUUGAAUUCAGCCAAUCAUAAUCCAGUAUCAUGAAACAUAGAGUAAGAGACUUCUAGCGAAACAUUUAGAAGAAUAUUAAUGUUAUCAUGAGCCAAGGCGUAUGUAAAAAUUUGAUCAUGAAAACUAAAAAAUAUGGGAUCUUUAAUAUCAAAUAUUGGACAUCUGUCCUACUGACUAAUUGUGUAUGCUUUCAUUUUGUAUUUGAUGCAAUUUUUAGUUCUGGUAUCUAUUUUUUUUUUUCUCUCUCCACAGACCCAGUAGAGGAAUGCUGCUAUCUCAGUUUGUAGUCGACAUCUAUGGCCAGAUGUCCUCUGUAGAUGUCUUACUGACCUUUUGGAAUUUUUCGUACACGUAGCUACUUCACACACAGCGGUUUUAACUGUGUCAGAUGUCUCCUGAUUGCGUAGCAAAAUCAAUUUCAGAAUGGGUUUUGAUAAAUGUGUAUGAAGUUUUUAAUAGUGACAUUAUUAAGAAAUGACACUAGACAGUCAGAACAUUUUAAAGCAACAGGGAACCAACUGUAACUACAGCAGUUUUGACUGGCUAUGAAUGCUGUGGUAGGGGCUGAAUUUAUUAACAUAAUGCGGGAACAGAAUCUUUUACCCUGUUGAAUUUAUAGUGACAUUCUUUCUCUGGACCAAAUGCAUAUUUAUACCAAGUGCUUUAUUCCACAAGCUACAACUCAGCAGUUCUCAGUUUUUUUUUGUUUUUUUUUGUCAGUUUUAGCUGUCCUCACUCAGAGAAACCCCUGUUCUGGUUGGCAUCGACCUUCUUUCAUUGCCAAAAGAAUUAUACUGUAGGCCUCGUGUGUUUACUUCUAACUGUAGUUAAGGAGUGUGGAUGUUUGAGUCAAACGGCGUCACUAAAACUUCCCAAAAACCCGCAUAUAUACACGCGUGCACUCACACACAACACAAAAGUUUGAUUUUGGAUUUCUUCGAUUUUUGUCUUUUUGUGUUUCCUUGAUUAUUAGCCUCAUACUGUAGCACCAACGCUGUAAUAUAUUUUUGACGCGUGGAUUAUCGGUUUGAUUUUUUUUUGUCCGGCUUCAAUAAUGGCGGAGACAAUUUAAAAUAUGUUUGUGGUUUGUUACUAAUUGUACUUUGAUUUUUUUGAGUGUUAAAGUUUUUCUUAAACAGCACCCAGUACACAUUCAUAAAAAAAUACUUUUUCAUGCAUACCUUCACAGAUAUUCAUAUUAAGUUUGGUCAUAUUUGUACAGAGGGACCGAGGCCUCGCCACAAAAGGAUUCAGUUAUGUUUCAGUGAUGCAAAUGUCUGUGUAGACUGAGAACAGUUUGUAAGUAAUAAACUCUUAGCGAUUCAUUGUUGACCAGUCAUGGGAGCGGAGUUGGUUAUAAGACCAGUAUUACUUUUCAAUGAACUCUGGUCCAACACUACAUCAUUGUGAUAUUUCACUUUUGUAAAUAAAAUAUUGCCCUAAUAAAUUUGUUUCAUUAUUAUUUAUUGGCUUUAUGGGCACUCUGCUGUAAAUGCAGUCUGCAUUGCAACACAUAGGCAUUUUGAGAUUGACAGAUUUGGCUUUCGGGAAGACCCACUGUCAUCAUGUUAAAAUUCCGUUCAGUCAGGCCUAUCUGGGGAAACGCCACGUGAAAGAUGUGAUCAUAUCCACCAGCAUUCUCAUUGGUAUCAUUUCCCCCACGGAUCUGACGGACCUGAAAGUGUUGCAUGCGACAGGCUGCAUGUUCCUAAAUCCUGUCUUUCUGGAUGUAGCUGACUGUAAUUUCACUGAUCUUAAC
Messenger RNA from Xiphias gladius (swordfish), 4092 nucleotides. RefSeq names its product inositol polyphosphate-5-phosphatase L (gene inpp5l). Gene Ontology annotation, biological process: phosphatidylinositol dephosphorylation. Lineage: Eukaryota; Metazoa; Chordata; Actinopteri; Istiophoriformes; Xiphiidae. Gene Ontology annotation, molecular function: inositol-polyphosphate 5-phosphatase activity. The coding region runs from base 434 to 1618 and encodes 394 amino acids. The transcript has 16 exons. The record is from RefSeq and is a predicted model, not a curated record.